AUCUUUCCCCGUAUGUUGACAUUCUCCUGUUUUGUUUUCUGUGCAGCAAGAUGGCCUCCGAUUUUUACAUUGAAUUUAACUGUGCUACUAGUGUGUUUUAGGUAGCAAACAAUGGUAGAAGUUAAUAUGGCCACAAAACGGACAGCUCCGCUCGACGAAAGUUCCGACGACUCUUCAAAGCCCUUAUGCAAAUGGGGACCAUUAUGCUACAGGAAGAAUAUCGAUCAUUUGCAAGAGUUUGCUCAUCCUCAUCGUACAGCGGCAGCUGCCAAGGCUAAACCGGGUGACAUGAAUAAGGCCAAAGCUAUUCCAGCAAAAAUAGCUCGGCCGCCAGCGUUUCCAUCCACCGAUAGUCCGGCUAAGAAAUUUGGGGCGCCUUCGACACCACCUAAACCAAAACACUUAGAUGCGGCCUUUCUGGAGAGCUGCUAUGAUUUGCUAUUUCCAGAAGAUCUAUUUGACUUGUGGAGUGUGUGCUCGGAGUUGAACCCGGACAAUCCUCGCGAAGCUCUGGCGCCACUCCUUGGGUAUCGACUUGUGGGACCGUUUGAUGCACUUGCACUUAAAGGAAUUGUCGAUUCAAACAAUAAGAGAGCAUUCAACUUGCACUAUCGAUACUAUUACGACCCGCCUGAAUUUCAGACAGUUUUGGUGGAUGUGGCUUCCGAUUGCCAUAUAGGUUAUUUCCGUGACGAUCCCAGCGAGCAACCCGUGUUUGUCGCUCAAUCCCAGCUUCACCGAAAAGACGUUCAACCGUGGAAGUUACUAAUACUUGGGUCAAAUUUAAUCCAGGUUAUACACAAUCAGAUCAAGGAGCAAAUCAAGAAAACGAAAGACGAAGAUGAUCAAAAAGCAACUUUGGAACAGGUACUAGAAAUCGUUUCGAGAGUUUCUCAGAACAAACAUUUGCUGAGUUAUAAGUCAAAAAGAAAGGCACGUGCCGUUGGCAACGUCAUGCAUCACGUCGGUAUGGUAGUGCCUUACGAUGACAAAACUGAAAUCGGAUAUAGGCCACUGACCGUGACUAACGUCGAAUUACGCCGUAUGAUGCAGAACGUCGCAUCAGCUCAACAGUCACAAGUAAAGACGGCACUUGCACCGAUACAAGACAUCGUCACGCUGGUUAACUUUGCUAACGACGAAUGCGACUAUGGCAUGGGACUCGAACUAGGCCUCGAUCUGUUUCUAUUCGGCAAUGAACGCCUUCAUUCCACUGCACUGUUUCUUCUUCAGACGGCGUACACGCUUUUACAACGGACAAAAUUUGUCGAGAUUAUUAAGGAUCAUCUCGCAGCUCGAAAAACAGAAGAUUAUGACUAUCUCAGUAAAAUAGCAGCAUCAGACGGUGAAGAGCCUGACAAGGAGUAGUCGGGCUGAUUUUCUGAAUUAGAUAUUUAAUAGCUUAUACGUUUUUUAAUCGCCGAUCUUAUCAUAAAGCCGUAGAGUAGUGAGCAUUGUACAUUGCAGAUAGUGAUAUUGAGAGCUUAGGGCAAAGAAAGUGUCCUCCUCAUCGGUACAUUUGCCAAGCAUUAAAACGAGAUGACCUUGUCGUUUGGAGGAGAUAUAUUCAAAUAGGUAUACAUUACAUAGGCGUAUUCUAUACAGGCAAAUUUUAUAGCUUUCUAGAUAGCAAUAGCUCCGAUACUGAAAUGGGGAUCAUUUAAUACCACUUUGUUUAGUCUGGCUUUACUCCUGAAAAGCCUGGCUAGAGUUUUUCCUUCGAGCAGAAUGCCAUAGUUGUUAAAUUGUUAUAGCUCGUAGGUCGUUAGGCUGGUUUCAUGUAUAUAUACAGUAUAUAUUUAUAUAUUAGUAAGUGUUUAUGUAAAGUUUUCAUUCACAUAACAUUUUUCAACAACGUGUGAGCUUCAUUAAAGUAUGUUAUUGCUGAGUAAGAAUUUUUGUUUUUUCUUUGCCGUAAGAAGUGGAGUUGGUAACACUGUAUAUUACAUAUUUUUUAGGAAGAAAGAUUUACCUUUAGAAUAGCAUGGUUGUUUAAUAUAAUAUUAUCUGCUGAUGGGCCAUAACAGGCUGAUGGGACAGGCACAUUUUUUUUUAACUACAUUUGAACCCGUCAAAGUUUUCACUCGUUUGGUCAUUUUCUACUUUCGAACCGUAUUUUGACGUGCGCAGCUUAUUGUUAAAUGUUAUUAUGUCCUUAAGGCCUCUCUGAGAAGUGUGUUUUAAGAGUAAGAUCUCUUUUUGAGUUUUAUAGCUAAUAAAUAUAUCUAAUUUCAUUCAUUUUAGGUAAUUUUAGAUUUUGUCGUUUGCUUUGCAUCUAAUUUUAAUCAAGCACAAUGUUUCGAUGUCUAUACUGUCAUGCAUGUAUUAACAUGGUCGUAGACUAACAGAAAGUUAAGUCUUUGUAAAACACGCCAAAAGCGAUAGAACAAUCUUUGCACAUAUUUCGGACUGAGACUGUCAAUUAGCUUCUUUCGUUUCACUUCGAAAAGCCGGCUUUUCUUAGUUACAAAUCGAUUUUAAUCGAUCGAUAAUUACGAAUUUAAUCCAAAAUCAACCCAAAUUUCCCCAAUAAAUUCAAAUUUAUACAGAAUUAAAAAAAAUUGUUUUUAUACAGGAUAUAACUGCCUAUUUUUGUAUUCAGUUUAAGGUUAUUGGCACUGAGCAUUCCUUUAGGCGGGACUAUUUAAUUGUUAAUUAAUAUGUAAUGCACGUAUAUGAGAAU
Molecule: messenger RNA, 2683 nt
Organism: Varroa destructor (honeybee mite)
Lineage: Eukaryota; Metazoa; Arthropoda; Arachnida; Mesostigmata; Varroidae
Gene: Hpf1
Product: Histone PARylation factor 1
Biological process (GO): regulation of protein ADP-ribosylation; DNA damage response
Cellular component (GO): nucleus
Molecular function (GO): histone binding; poly-ADP-D-ribose binding
Source: RefSeq, a predicted model, not a curated record